This is a messenger RNA of Haplochromis burtoni (Burton's mouthbrooder), 9236 nucleotides long. RefSeq names its product glutamate receptor, ionotropic, delta 2 (Grid2) interacting protein, a (gene grid2ipa). The transcript has 20 exons. Gene Ontology annotation, biological process: regulation of DNA-templated transcription. The coding region runs from base 3998 to 9205 and encodes 1735 amino acids. Gene Ontology annotation, molecular function: protein binding. NCBI's taxonomy places the organism in Eukaryota, Metazoa, Chordata, Actinopteri, Cichliformes, Cichlidae. The record is from RefSeq and is a predicted model, not a curated record.
AUUCAUUCACCCAGAUAUGCAAUCAGAGAGAGACUUGGGGGUAAAACAAGCCUGACUAAAUGCCAUGUGCAUCUUUCAAGAAGAUUGGCUUCAAUGAUUUACUUCUUCUUAUGCAGUGAUUAACAACACUUUCUCAGAAAAACGGGAGUUUCUUAAAACUGUUCCUCCCGUACUUAGAUGUCCCUGGAAUACCAAUGAGGGGGAGACUCACAGUGCAACACAGUUCUGGUCAUUUUUACAUCUGGUUUCAGACCAAAGCCAAACCUGAUAUGAUAUUUAGUAUUUAGACUUGGAUUAUAAUCAUCUCUUUCACUACUCCAAGCUGUAUAAAAUGCAAGCUCACGUACUCACAUUUUAUAGUCUUUACAAUGGUUCCAAUAUGUUUCAGGAAAUUCUUGUAUUUACAUACAGAGCACUAAACAGCCAGUUUUUUUUUCUUAUCUCAGCUUCUUACAAAAUACACUGCUGCUCGCUGUCUUCACAGGCUCAGAAUUUGUUAGUUGUUCCCCAGUUUAUGGGGAAUUUUAUUGAAUCAUUAUUAUUCAGUUAUUUUUAAAAGACCUGUUUAUUUCAUCGUGUCUUACGGUGCCUUUUUAUUGGCUAUUAUGGCACUUCAUUUUCUUAUUUAUUUUAUUGUUAUUGUGAACAGUGCUGUGUGACUGCUGUACCCUGCCUCUUGCUUGCUCAUUCAGCAUUUUACUGUGUCAGGGACACGUCAAAACCACACAUAAAUAAGUUUCUUUUAUGUCUAACACUGCUCUUGGGUGCUUGAAUGUCACUCUUCUGUUUCCCCCCCACCUCAGGUAUAGUAUGCAAAAAGCGUAUGAUUAGAAGUGUGACCGCCGAAUAUUGCAUUUCUUCCUUCUCAGCAAUCAUUGGAAAAUCAAAACCCAAACCACAACACAGCUGCACACGCUUGCAUUUCCGCUCUCUCUGUCUUUUCUGCUCACUUCACUCUCACUCUGGUUUUUUCUCGCUUGGUCUCUUUCUUUCCCACAUCUCCCUGUCAGCUGUGAUGCACUCUUUGAUACACGCACCAGUUUUUUGUGUGGAUCACAUUACUGGAUGCUCUUUAUUCCCUCCUCUGCAUACAGCUCUUAGCUGCUACAGCCAGUUUGCUGCCGGUGGAUGAGAUUUUGCACACAUAGUAACACACAGUGAAACAUGCAGAUGCUCAAUCUCCAUCCACACAGUCGUGGCUUUGAAGUUCCAUACUGGGAGACAUUAUGAGUUGCUGUCUCAGGUGAGUACCGAACAAUUUGUCACGAUUAAUUUUCAGAGCGUUUUCAGCAUGUAACUGGUCAUUGAGUUUGCCUUCCUUGGCAUCUGUCGUGUGUGGUCAUUUCUGAUUGGUCAUCAAGUAAACUGCACUGCUGUUAAAGCACUCUAUGACGGCCGACUUGUUACAAUCAAUUAGUGAUGAGUUUUCCCUGUGCCUCGUUUUUUUUUGGUGACGAAUCUGUUCUACCUGCAGCUAAAAAAACAAAGCUGCUGUCCAGCCAUUUCAGUUUCAUUUGAACACAUAUGUCUGUCUCACAGCACUGAUGGCUCAUUUCCAUCCUUAGAAAGCUGCCUGGGAAAAACAAAUGGUUUGCAAUGUUUGUUGUCCACAGGAGAGCCAUCAAUUAUGCAUUAGCUGCACCCAUAGAGGACUGAGGACUGUUGAGCUGUUUUUCUCACUUUCAGCAAUAACUCUAACAAUAAUUGUCUGAGUCUGUCUUUAAAAAAAUCAACUCUACCUUCUUUUACCCACAAUUCCAUACUGUGGUGCUGAAUCAGGAAUGCUAUAACCUUGAAAGGAUUUGAUGUACAUGUGCUACGUUCCACACUUUUGUCUUUGUGUCUGCCUGUUAUGUUGCCUACAGCUAAAAAAAAAGAUUUGAAAGGGUUUUUUUGAGUUUGUAGUCUCAAGAAAGGCUAAAAAUAAACUUUAUAUUCCACAUUUAGAAGAAAGGUCUUUAUGUUUCAGCUGAAUCUUUAGUUUGUCUGUGGUGGGAGCCGUAUGGAGUUGUGCUUCCAGGAGCUGUGCCUCAGGCGUUGUGUUGGUCGAUGUAAACAGUUUCUGUGGACAAUGAAAUUUGUAAUAUGAAUGCAAUGUCUUCUUAGCUAAUUUUGCUCAGACUUUCAUGGUUCCCCAUGAAAAAGCCCUCUGACUGCAGUUUAUAGGCUUGACUUUCCAGUGAGCACCUUUUAUUAAAACCAUGAGGUUUACAUUGCUCGUUUUGAGUGAAAAAUCUCCAGAUUAGAACAAGGUCCACAAAAUUGAGUGCAUGAUCCCCUCACAAUGAAUUGUCAUAAUUUCAGCUAUUUGCUUGUGACCUUUCUUAUAACUUCAGAUGCAUUUUGGUGCUAACUAGUAAACUGUGUUCCCCAUUUAUUGCAUUUAACUUAUCAGCAUGACGGAGCUAUUCAGAGCUGUUACCCUAGCCUGAAUUUGCUGAUACUGAAUGCCUUUUUUGUCUCAUUAAGUAUACUGAUUGUGCUAUAACUCCUAAUCACAGUGAUCUGAAAAGCUGUACUGGGAAUCCAAGCCGCUGACUAAGGAAUUAAGAUGCCCGACAGCAAGAUAUACGAUUAUUAGUGUGCUCCGUCAUGAGCCUGGUGCCUGUGUCGUCGUUCUGAGCGCGGAGAAUCAAGUGUUUGCUCUCCUUCUGCCACCCAAUCUGCCGGUCUGUGUCCCUCAAUCACUGUUACUUACUACGACAGCCCUCACACACUCAUGCACAUGCAUUUACACACGAAUGUGAGAACACUCCACCCACCCUCUGAUAAUGAGGGGUCUGUGUCAGAGGAUCUGAGGUGUGCUUAACAGCUCAUGAAACUAUUUCUUUUGUCCGCCUUGUGAAAACUUGACCAGCUGGGCCACACGCUGCUCAGUCUGCCUCUGUCCCCAUCGCUGAUUCGCCUCCCCUCCUCCCAAAGGAUGUGUUCUAUUUUUAAGCAGCCUACUUCUUUUAAUAAAGUCUCUCUUAGGUUUCUGGCGCACUUGCCGGUGUCAAUUCUUAAAUGCUGUAAAGCCCAGGGGUCAGCAAGUGCUUAACAAUUGAAAUUAGCGACAAGCUGGGAGUACCUAUUAGCUCUUUUGUUCAUGUGGCUGUGCAGUGUUUUGAUAACUUGUGAGUAUAGUGAAGUGUCAGCCUUUGUCUGACACUGCAUCCAUAUAUAGACUUCAAAGGUGUGAAUUAAUUAGACUUUCACAUCCUUUUGUGUUUGAGUGCCAAAAUGUUUUCAGCUUCUGCUUUAUGAAUCAGUCUUUUCUGGUAGUUUUUGCACCAGUUUGGAUACAUUUCCUACCUAGCAUACAUGUAAUGAAUAGGGAUGAAUCACACAGUCACAACUGCCAAACUUCCUGCAUGUUCACUUAUGCACAUUACGGUUUCAUUGUGCUGACCUGCCUAUGAAAUUCCACUGGGGCUCCACACUCUUCUCCACUUCUCUCCUCUCUCCCUCCUCACUUACUCCUCUGUUCUUGUCAUUCUUUCUUUCCUCCACUGAGGGAAGAGAAGAUUUGUCACUCACUACCUCUCACUGCUGAAUGAUGGACAAGUCAAUACUGAGGAUUAUCCUUUAACCGAGACCAAGAAGACAACCCUGUGUUGACCUCGAGCCUUUGCUUCUGUCUUUUGGUGCCUGUGGAGGACGAGGAUAAAGGAUGGGAAGGCACAAAGAGUGCUCCCCCAAACAUGAAGUUGGAGAAGAGCUAAUGAUGCUGCCUGAGGAUGUUUUGGAGGUGUGGAAGGAUUUAAACCACAGCCACUCUUAUAGAUUGCUCCCUCCCUCUCUCUCAUUUGGUCUCGUUCUUCAUCUGGCUGCUUUCCGAGCCUGCAGCAGGCACCUUUGAGAUCCAGGACACCUUUGCGUUUCUCAUCUUUCUCUCCUUUCUCCUUUGUCCGGGAGAGUUGUUUGUUCAAAACUAGAUGGGGACUAACUGAGACAGAGGGAAGGCAUUUGCAUUGCUUAACUGAGCUCAGACACUUCCUCAAAGCCCUGAAGAGCCAUGGGAAGGGAUAGGAGCCUUUCCAGACACUUUCGGAUCUUCAUUCCCAAGAAGCACCGGGAGCGUUUUGACGAAGUGGUUUCCCAAAGCCUGAUGAGCCGGCUGAAGGGGCGCAGCUUUAGUGACCCCAGCCGCAGCCACCUUCGCCGUAGCCGAAGCGAGGAUCACCCCGAACGCCUUCUUGUCUCCACCCGCGCCAGCUCAGUGCCACGCACCCACGCAGAGGAAGGUGUGGUACCCCCUGCCCGAGGCAUGCGCAAGACCACGUCACUCAUAGCUGGCCACUCCAGUGGCACCACCACAAACUGCAGGACAGUGAGAGUUUGCAAGGGCAACAUGAGUUUUGGCUUCACUCUCAGAGGCCAUGCUCCAGUGUGGAUUGACUCCGUGAUCCCUGGAAGUCCUGCAGACAAAGCCAGUCUAAAACCAGGAGACCGCAUCCUGUUUCUCAAUGGACUGGACAUGAGGACCUCCUCCCAUGAAAAGGUAGUGUCCAUGCUGCAGGGAAGCGGUGCCAUGCCCACACUGGUAGUGGAGGAUGGGCCGCCUACAUUUACCCUUGCAGAGCAGGACCUUGCAGGAGGCGGCGUUCCUACAGAACGGGCCCGCUCUCCUGUGCUCAGCUCCCUCCAGUGGGUGGCAGAGAUUCUGCCUCCCAGUAUCAGGGUUCAGGGUCGCACCUUUGGGCAGCAGUUGGAGCACCUGCUGACCAUUCAGGAGAGAUACACAAUCUGCAAAGCAUUGGAGAACUUCUUCCAGCAUAGGAAUGUUGACACUCUGAUCGUGGACGUGUUCCCAGUGCUGGACACUCCAGCAAAACAGGUGAUCUGGCAGUUUGUUUACCAGCUGCUUACGUAUGAAGAGCAAGAGCACUGCCAGAGCAAGAUUUCACGUUUUCUUGGAUACAAAUCCCCAGUUCCACCUCCACCACCACCACCUCCCCCUCCUCCGGAGCCCGAGGUUGUCCCUGAGCCCCACCGCCGUAGCAGUUCCAUGAGGGUGACAGGGACCACGUACAGGAGCAGUGUGAGGGGACGUAGCUCUGAUGACCUGGUCAUUGGUACACACUUGGGCAUGGGCCACCGUGCAGAGCCAUUACUGGAGACGGGGAUGAGGCUAGCUCCAGGAGAGAGACAGUCAGGGGAUGGUACCUCUCUCCCUGAAACUCCCAACAACCUCACUAAUCUGUCAGCAGUGUACGCUGAACUGGAGAACAUGUAUUCAGCCAAGAGGUCCAAGUCUCUGAAGAGUCGCCCGCCUCCUGCCCCUGAGAGUUUGCUGGAUCUGGACCCUCCGUCACGCACGGCAUCCCCUACGAUACACCUUAACACAGGUAGUCGCAAAGGCCCUUCAUCCCAUACAUCCUGGCCGGAGCCUCUCCCCAGCCCCCCACAAUCCCAGUUCUACCCAUCAGGGUUAACAAGCCAGACCAGUGGGGAGUCCAACCCUUACAUCAGCCUUGACAGUCCCCCUCCCUCACCUCCAGAACCCCCUGACUACCCGUCUAGCCCCCCUGCUCACCGCAGCAGCAAGCGCCGUUACACCUUCUCCAAACCGCCUCGCUCUGAAGACACGGACCGCUUUCUGGAUGCACUGAGCGAGCAGCUGGGACAGAGGGUGGCAAUUGUCGAUGACUUCUUGACUCCUGAAAACGACUAUGAAGAGGAUGUUGUGCAGAUGGGCUUCCCAGAUGAAGAGGAUGAUGAUAAUGAAGACGAUUUGGUGGUGGAUGAAGAAGAAAGUGGAGGAUUUGUCGCUCCAGAGCUCAGCAGCCCGAGUGAUGUCCAGAGCAGCAGUGGAGAAGAAAAUGCCUCAUCUCUGACCUACUCAUCUUCCUCUGAUCACAUUCCCCCACCGCCCAUGACCCCUCCUCCACCCCCACCAGUCCAGUUCAAUGAUCCACCUCCGCCUCCUCCGCCCCCAGCACCUGCACAGAGUCAACCGCAGCACCAACAGCAGCAACAGCAGCAGCAACUAAGCUACACUCCCGAACACUCCCCAAGAACAUACGUGCCCAUCCGCCGGAAAUCCGGCCCUCCUCCCCCACCUCCUCCCCGCAGUAAUCCACCACCUAAACGCCACUCCUUGCAUAAAGUCCUCCCUACAAGGGAAGACCUACAGGUGCAUGCUACCAUACAAGAGCUAAAAGCCUACCAAGAGCAACAAGCCUACCAGGAAAGGCAAGCCUAUGAGGAGCAACAGGCGUAUAAGGAGAGGCAGGCAUAUGAAGAGCAAAAAGCCUUUGAAGAACAACAACUCCUGCAAGAGCAGCAGGCCUUGCAGGAACAACAAGCUUAUCAAGAGAAACUUUUCAAAGAGAGACAGGCUUAUGAAGAGCAGAAGGCAUUCGAGGAGCAAAAAGCUUUUGAAGAGCAACAGUUGUACCAAGAGCAACAGGCCUACCAAGAAAGACAAGCGUACGAGCAGCGUCAAGCCUACCAGGAGCAAAAAGCAUAUGAACAGCGUCAAGCCUACAAGGAACAAAAAGCAUUCGAGGAGCUUCAAGCCUACAAGGAGCAAAAAGCAUUCGAGGAGCUUCAAGCCUACCAGGAACAAAAGGCCUAUGAGGAGCAAAAAGCCUAUGAGGAGCGACAAGCCUAUAAGGAGCAGCAAGCGUAUCAAGAGCAACAGCUGCAGCAGAUCUACCAGAGCCACCACUCGAUGCCUGCCCAGCCAACGCAGCAGAAAGCCCAUUCACCUCUUCCUCUUCAGUCCUUACCUCCUCUUCCCUCUCCAGACUCCGUCCAUCACCACGCAAACCACCCUCUUUACAUGAUGCGCCAAGCACAGCAGCAGCAGGCCCACCAGACUCAUCAUCACCGACGUCUGUCCCGUUCUGCGCCUCCCCCACACCAGCCGCCACCCCAACCAACAGGCCAUCCCAGCCAACAAGGUCAGUACGUAGAGGGCAUCUACCAAAGUCAUCAGAGUGUAAGACCCCAGCCCCACCAUUCCUCAACUGAGAUGCUCCACCAGAUGCACCAAGCCCCGGCUCAUCAUUCCUCAGCUGAGGUGCUGCACCAGUUGCAGCAAUCCCAGGCCCACCACUCAUCUGCUGAGAUGCUUCAACAGAUGCAGCAAGUCCAUGCCCACUACUCAUCAUCAGAAGUGCUCCACCAAAUGCACAAAUCCAAGGCCCAUCAUUCGUCAACAGAGCUCCUGCACCAGGCUCAACAGAUGCAGCAAAUACAGCCUCUCCACUCCUCCACCGAACUUCUCCACCAAGCCCACCAGAUGCAUCGAGGACAGCCCCACCAUUCCUCAACUGAGCUGCUCCAUCAAAUUCAUAAACCCCAGGCGCACCACUCCUCUACAGAGCUUCUUCAUCAGGCUCAUCAAAUGCACCAACCCAAGCCCCAUCACUCCUCCACAGAGCUUUUGCAUCAAACCCAGCAAGAGCCUGCAUCCCUCCCAGUUCAGCUGAAUCGGGAUGGGCACUCCCAUCAGAGCAGGAGAAGUCUAAAGGGCCAUCAUCAAACUGAAGUGUCGGUGCAGGGGAGGCACCAAGAGCAGCAGAUCCACCAAACCCACCACCCCCAGCCCACAAAACCCUCCCCCCAGAGACCCCACUCUAUCCAGCAGACGCACCACCAUUCCAGCACUCCUCAGAUCCACCACAUCCAUCACAUGACCCCACAGCCACCUCCUCAGGACUACCAGCACCAGAUUCAGGUCAUCCACCCUCCCCAGCAGCCUCACAGGCCCCAGCCCCUUCUCUCCACGUUUCAACCCCUGCAGCCACACCAACCCACCCUCUCCACUUUUCAGCCACUGCCUCAACACCCCCAGUCCUCCACCCAAACUGCCCGCCCACAGUCACAGCCCUCGCAUCAUUUGCUGCAAUCUCAACACCAGUCACAAUCCCAGCCUCACCAUAAACAAUCCCACAGCCAGAGCCAGCCCCAGUCCCUCCCCCACUCUCUUUCUGACCCCACGGAGCACCUAGAGCCCCCACCACCUCCUCCUCUUCCCCCACCCUGCUCCCCUCCACCUCUACCAAGACCUAGUCUGUCCAGAAUGGACUCCAACCAUAUGAGUGUAAAGAGGCUGCGCUGGGAGCAGGUGGAAAACUCAGAAGGGACAAUAUGGGGACAGUUGGGAGCAAAUUCUGACUAUGAAAAACUGCAUGACAUGGUGAAGUAUCUGGAUCUGGAGCUGCACUUUGGAACACAGAAGAGCGCCAUGCCUGCCCCAGAACCAUCCCCUCAGCUAGAAACCUUCAAGAAGAAAGAUGUUAUAGAAAUUCUGUCCCAUAAGAAAGCUUACAAUGCCUCCAUCCUGAUAGCCCACCUGAAGCUGUCUCCAGGGGAACUGCGUCAGAUUUUGAUGAACAUGGCCACAGACAGGCUGGAGCCAGCCCACAUUAAACAGCUGCUACUGUAUGCCCCCGAUGCAGAGGAGGUCAAAAAAUAUGAAGAGUAUAGACAGGACCCCAGCAAACUGAGCGAGCCAGAUCAGUUUGUGCUGCAGAUGUUAUCAGUACCGGAGUACCAGACCCGCCUCCAGUGCCUCCUCUUCAAGUGUUCUCUUCAGGAGAAGACAGAGGAGCUGAAAGGAGCAUAUGACUGUAUUUACAACGCCUCCAUGGAGCUGAAGACCAGCAAGAAGCUAGCUAAAAUACUAGAGUUUGUGUUGGCGAUGGGGAACUACUUGAAUAACAGCCAGCCUAAAACCAACAAAACUACAGGCUUUAAGAUCAACUUCCUUACAGAGCUGAGCACAACUAAAACAGUGGACGGGAAGUCAACAUUUCUGCAUAUCCUGGUUAAAUCGUUAUGUCAACAUUUCCCGGAUGUGUUGGAUUUUUCCAAAGAUCUUACGAUGGUUCCACUUGCAGCAAAAGUAAACCAGAGGAACAUCACCUCCGAUCUGAAUGACCUUCAUACCACAAUCCAGGACAUUCGCUCAGCUUGUCAGAAGAUGCCUGCGACCUCUGACGACCGCUUUGCUGUUGUCAUGAGUAAUUUCCUGGAAAACAGUCAUCCUGCAAUCCAGUCUCUGGAGUCUCUCCAACAGAGAGCCAUGGAAGAAUUCAGCAAGACUGCCUCCUACUUUGGAGAAGACGGCAAAGCCACAAAUACCGAGGCCUUCUUUGGUAUCUUUGCCGAAUUCAUAAACAAGUUUGAGAGAGCUCUGAGUGAUCAGCAAGUCGCUGAAAUCCCAAAAAGCCCCAGGAGUCCACGAAUGGCCUCCCCGCUGGCCUGGUAACACACAUGCACGUGUGGAGAUUACAACAUGC